This is a messenger RNA of Nerophis lumbriciformis (worm pipefish), 745 nucleotides long. RefSeq names its product cannabinoid receptor interacting protein 1a (gene cnrip1a). Gene Ontology annotation, cellular component: plasma membrane. Gene Ontology annotation, molecular function: type 1 cannabinoid receptor binding. The record is from RefSeq and is a predicted model, not a curated record. Gene Ontology annotation, biological process: negative regulation of signaling receptor activity. NCBI's taxonomy places the organism in Eukaryota, Metazoa, Chordata, Actinopteri, Syngnathiformes, Syngnathidae.
CUUGACCGUGGUCCUCCCCAGCAUCGCUCAGCCUCCACGAGAGAGUUGGCCGCCCCCUCCCCCCGAGAGGCGUCAAAAUGGACGACGUGCCGCCCAUCGUCAACAUCUCCAUCUCACUCAGGAUCCAGCCCAACGAGGGGCCCGUCUUCUUUAAGGUGGACGGGACCCGCUUUGGCCAGACCAGAACCAUCAAGCUGCUGACGGGGUCCAAGUACAAGAUCCAGGUGGUCGUCAAGCCCGGAACCGUGGAGGCCACCAACAUGAACAUAGGCGGCAUCGUGUUCCCUCUGGAAGAAGAGUCCCGAGACCAGGACCAGGUGGUCUACCAGGGCAAGUACGACACGGAGGGCGUCCCCCACACCAAGAGUGGAGACCGGCAGCCCGUCCAAGUCAGCGUGGAGUUCCAGAAGGCGGGCACGUUUGAGACGGUGUGGCAGGCCAAGUACUACAACUACUACAAGAGGGAGCACUGUCAGUUCGGCAACAAGUUCAGCAACAUCGAGUACGAGUGCAAGCCCAACGAGACGCGGACGCUGAUGUGGAUCAACAAGGAGGCCUUCAACUGAGGUCACAUGGUCUGACCAGAGGCAUGCUGGGAAAGGGAAGAAACGCAGCAAACACAAAAUGACGCCGAGCAAAGUCAUGGUUUUAUUUUCUCUUGCCGUUGAUCAACUAAACUGUUUUCUUAGCAAAGUAAUAAUAAAAGUCACACGUUUGUCUUCGACAAUAAAGACUUCCAACCUUC